CACGGUCGUCUUUUUCGCGCAUAAAAAAUCAAUCGGAAAAUCAGAAAACUCGCUGAGAUUACAACAAUCAAGCGUAUGCAAAGGCUAAACAGCAACAGGAGUUGUUGUUGCUGCUGCUGCGCUGCCGCCGUGCGAUCGAUCGUUGUUGGUUAGGCAGCUUUGCAUGCGCGUGUGUGUGUUGUGGUCUGGCGGCCAACUAAAUAAUGUGGAACAUGAUGUGCGACGUAAUGCCCACAAUAUCGGAGGAUAGCAUAUCGCAGCGUUCCUCACAGUUCAGCGGCGAGGAUGCGAACUUUGAGCAGCUUAUGGUCUCCAUGCUGGAUGAGCGGGACAAGCUUAUGGACAGCCUGCGCGAGGCGCAAGAGCGUCUGGGCGAAUCGGAGUCGAAGCUGCACGAUGUGGAGAAGGAGCGGGACAGCCUGCAGCGGCAAAUCAACGCUAAUUUGCCGCAGGAGUUUUCCACUCUGACCAAGGAACUGACACAGGCCCGAGAGACAUUGCUAGAGCGUGAUGAGGAAAUUGGUGAGCUGAAAGCGGAACGCAACAACACACGCCUGCUGCUGGAGCAUCUGGAGUGUCUGGUGUCGCGGCAUGAGCGCUCGCUGCGCAUGACUGUGGUCAAGCGUCAGGCGGCAGCGCAGAGCGGCGUCUCCAGCGAGGUGGAGGUGCUGAAGGCGCUCAAAUCGCUCUUCGAGCAUCACAAGGCCCUGGACGAGAAGGUGCGUGAACGCUUGCGUCUGUCCAUCGAGAAGAACAAUAUGCUGGAAGAGGAGCUGAACACAACCAAAGAUGAGCUAACGCAAUACAAAUCGGGUGCAAUACAGCGCGCUAAUGCCGGCACCGAUGGCAGCACAGCGGGCAGCGGCGUCGGCAGCAACGCAAGCGGCGAGAAUGGCGUCAAAGAGAAGCUGGCAGGCGGCGGUGUAAAUGGCGAGGCCAGCGAGCUGAAUGACUAUGCGGCCAAGACGCACGAGUUGCAAACAAUCAUUGAGAAGCAGACGGCGGAGCUUUCGCAAUGGCAGCGAAGAGUUUCGGAUUUAAACAACAAGAUCAGCGAGAUGGAGGAGAACAUGUCUCGUGUUCAAAAGGAGCACUGCAAGUCGCAGGAUCAAUGCGCCAAGCUGCAGCGUGACUUGCGUGAGAAUGUGGCACAAAAGGAGGAUCAGGAGGAACGCAUUGCCACGCUGGAGAAGCGCUAUUUGAAUGCGCAACGUGAGUCAACAUCUCUGCACGAUUUGAAUGAGAAGCUCGAGCAGGAACUGCGGCACAAGGUAGCGCAGUUGAAGUUGCACGAGGAGAAAAUAAGCGCCAUUGAGGAGAAACUGGAGCUAUCCGAACAAAAGCUAGCCCAACAUGCCAAACUCCAGCCAGACAUGGAAGAGCAGCUGAAGGCGCGCAUGGAGGCAUUGACAAAGGUAGGAAAUAAGGCUCAGGAACGUCAUGGUUCAGCAGAGGAUCGUAUACGCGGCUUGGAGGCCAAUCUGGAUGAGAAGACGGCCGAGGUGGUAAGACUGAACCAACGCCUCAAAAUGAACGAGGAGCACAACUUGCGCUUAUCCUCGACGGUGGACAAACUGCUCUCCGAGUCCAAUGAACGCUUGCAGGUGCACCUUAAGGAGCGCAUGCAUGCGCUGGACGAGAAAAACGCGCUCACCCAAGAGCUGGAGAAGGCACGCAAGGUGGCCGAGGAGUUGCACCACGAGAAGAGCGAAAUCAUGAAGGAGCUCUCGAAGACGCGCCUGGAAAUUGAGAAUUUCAAGCGACAGCUGCUGCAGCAAGAGAUCGCCUAUAAUAUACAGCAGACGGAGGCAUUGACGCGCAGUCUCUCGCCGAGCAGUGUCGUGGAUGGCAGCGCCUUUACACGCAGCGCUUCCCAUGCCAGCUUCGAGACGCAUUCGCUGCGCCGCAACAAGUCCCGUUUAUCGGAAGAGAACGCCAUAGCACGCUCGAUGGCCGAGCAGGAGUGGGAGAAUAUGCAACAGGUACAUGCGCAGCAGGCCUACGAAUUGGCCACCGCUGCCGAAUGCGACGACAGUGAGGCGCUUUAUGCCGCAGCCACGGCGGACAUGAUGUCGCCGUCGGGACACACAGAUGCCCAAACGCUGGCCAUGAUGCUGCAGGAGCAGCUGGAUGCCAUUAAUAACGAGAUUCGUCUCAUUCAGGAGGAGAAACAGUCGACAGAGGCGCGCGCCGAGGAGCUGGAGUCACGCGUUGGCAGUCUCGAGCACGUCAAUCUGUUGGCACGCGGUCGCUCCAUGGAUAGACAGAGUCCCCCCAUGAGUGGACGCAGCACGCCGAACAGUCCGCAACGCGACUUCAUGCAAAAGUAUCAUACGCUUAAUUUGCCGGUGCUAUCCAGUGAUGCUUCACGCGACGAGCUUCAUGGCGGCAUGUCGACCACUGGGGACUCCAGCUCAGGCGGUGCUGCCUCACCGUUGACAGCGCGCUCCAUGCGCUUGGAGCGUGUGGCGCAAGCCUUGGCGCACAGUCAGGAGGAGCUGCGUCGUCGUUCCAUUGGUCUGGCACCCAAUGCUGGCGCACCUGGUGGCGGUGUACACAGCAAUCACAGCAGCCACAUGCCCCUCAGUAGUCACAACUACGGACUGUCGCCACUCAGCUCCCGGUACGGUAGUCAGGAAUCGUUGCGUCAUUACAAUACCAUGGGUAGCAUGUCUAUGCUGCAGACGCCCACAUCGGGCGUGUCGUCGCGUGACUCAGCGGCCGCCGUGCAAAAGAAGAAGGGCAUCAAGUCGUCGCUUGGCCGCUUCUUUAGCAAAAAGGAGAAGGUGAAGGGUGUUAAGGACACACUGCCCGAUGGUUCGCCCAGCAUGAUGUCUAUAGGCAAUCUGUCUAUUGGUCUCAGCGAAGUGGACUCGAAUUACGAUGCCAUGAGCAUAACGGGCGGCAUGAUGCCGCGAAUUGCUAGCGCCCAAGGCUCCAAGAUCAGCAGCGUAGACUAUGGCCGGCAGAAGAAAGAGCACGAUUAUCGCAAUGAUUUGUUGGGCGAGGCCAUGAAGGCAGGCACGCCAUUUGCCCUGUGGAAUGGGCCAACUAUCGUGGCCUGGCUGGAGUUGUGGGUCGGCAUGCCAGCUUGGUAUGUGGCCGCCUGUCGCGCCAACGUUAAAUCGGGCGCCAUUAUGAGCGCUCUCAGUGAUACGGAGAUACAGCGUGAAAUAGGCAUAAGCAAUCCACUGCAUCGGCUAAAGCUGCGUUUGGCCAUACAGGAAAUGGUUUCAUUAACCUCACCAUCGGCGCCUCAAACAUCACGGACCACAUUGGCGUUUGGCGACAUGAAUCACGAAUGGAUAGGGAAUUAUUGGUUGCCCGGCUUGGGACUUCCGCAAUAUCGCACAACCUUCAUGGAGUGUCUAGUCGAUGCACGCAUGUUGGAUCAUUUGACCAAGAAAGACUUGCGUGGUCAGCUCAAAAUGGUGGAUAGUUUUCAUCGCACCAGCUUACAGUAUGGCAUCUCAAUGCUUAAACGAUUAAAUUACGAUCGCACCGAAUUGGAGCACAGGCGCAAGAUGAGCGAAAACGGUCUGUGCGAUGUGUUGGUGUGGAGUAAUGAGCGUGUCAUACGCUGGGUUAGCAGCAUAGGACUGAAGGAAUAUGCCAACAAUUUGCUCGAAUCGGGUGUGCACGGUGCUCUAAUGGCUUUGGAUGAGGGCUUUGAUGCUAAUGCAAUGGGUCUCGCAUUGCAAAUACCCACACAAAAUGCGCAGGCACGUCAAGCGCUCGAGACAGAGUUCAAUAAUUUGCUGCAAAUAGCCACAGAUCGACGGCCGGAGAACGAGCAGCGUAGCGCAUCCUGAUGCAGCUAUAGUCCGCCUACAACAUCGGUGGAUGAAUAAAGAAUACAAAUUAUAAAUAAAUACAAUAAGAAGGAAGAAAGCACACGAAAUGAAUAAAAGAAUGAAAGAAGUAAAGGAAUUCAAGGUGGGGUGUAGCGGCAUGCAUAUUGAUACGAGAGCUACGAUUCCUAAGCGUUCCGACGCAACUAUAAGCCACAAAAUGUAAUACAGUGAGACCGAGAGACGCAACGCGAGAGACUCCUGGCCAACACGUUGGCCAACACACACUGAAGACACAUAUACACACACGCAUAAUGCACGUCUAUAUAUAAAUAUAUAAAUACACGCAUAGUCAUACAUAUAACAAGACAAUGUAUACAAGACAUAGCACAUACAUACUCUAUAAAGUGCAACAACAACCACAACAUCAACAACAACAACAAUAACUUAUGUAGCAGCCAACAACAGACAACAGACAGACAGCCAUGCGGCGCUGCUAGAAUGUACAAGUUUUAGAAGCUAAUCAUUUAAUUGUUUAAUUUUUUUUAACAAAGUGACAUAUAAUUUAUAGAGUUGAUAGGCCUUUCUGGUAAGUGCUUUACUGUAUAAUUAUUAUUAAUUUUUAUGAACAACAAUUGGGCAUGCAAUAGACUAACAGUAUUUUGUUUAAGAGGGACAGAGAGAUAGAUAGAGAGAGGAGUGCUUCGUACCAAAUUUUGUAACCAAACUUGUUUGUUAUAUAAUUUUUAUGAACACAUUAUGUACAGCAUUUUUAAUUUUUUACAUAUAUACUGUAUACACUUUUUUGUUUAUAAUGUGAAGGCUUUAAACUUUAAAAAUACAGGCGCUCCAAUUGAAACUAAAAACUAAACAAAACAAAACAUGCACAACAAUCAGGCAUAAUAACAGUCGCAGCUAAAGCUCACUUAUAUAUAGAGAAAUUAUAUAUAUAAUAAACAAGCAUAUGUGUAACUAACGGCAAAGUAUUAAAAGGCACAGUGAAGUGAACUUUAUGGAAAGUUUCAGGCGCCCACUUAAACUAUUGAAAUUAGAAGAAAUACAACAACAUAUAUUGAAUCUACAUAUAUAUAGUAUAUAUAUACACCAUUUAGCAACUGCUUUGAAAAUUGAUUUGUCCGGUGGUAUGGUCGUUAGCUUUUCAAAAUUGUACUGCCCUGUGAAAGCUCCAAUCGGAGCUAUUGAGACUUUUUAAAAGUCUGCAGUUUUCUACAAUUGUGUGUCUUGUUUUUCAUCCGAUAGCUACGAUAUAAAUACACCUAUGUAUACUUAGGCAAGCAGCUACAACAAAUUGGGCAAAUAUAUACUAUACAUUUAUUUAACUUACAACCGUUUGGCUUACAUUAAAAAUUAAAACCCAAAAAGCAUAUCCAUUGUUUUUCAAAACAAAACACUCUUAAGUUGUUAUUAAUUUAGUUAAUAAAUGGCAAGCUUAUUAUGCUCUUUCGACUAUUGUUAAAGUUCAUAUUUAGAUUAUAUCGAAAAAGUCGUUUUUUCCAUCACAAAACAUAUAUUUGUAAAACAUUCUUUGUACUUAUGAUUAAAAGACGUAUCCAUGUAUGUUUUUCAUACAAACUGCCUGUUUUUCUGUCUGCAUGAAAAUGGAAAAUGGAAAAGAAAUUGAAUGGAAACCACCAUAAAAAUGUAAAAAUUAGUUCAUGGGUUUUAUUAUUUUAUUUGAACAAAAACCAAAACUGCAACUAACGCUUGUCUCUAAGUUGAAAAACAAAAACAAAACAAAUGAAAAAAUACAUAAAUAUAUUGUAUUAAUUAAUUUAUACGUAUAUAUAUAUAAACUAUAAACUAUUACUAAUAAAACAAUUACUUAAUGAAAUUAUUUCAACUGUAUUAGCAAAAUUGAGAAGUCGAACAGAAAUGCGUAAGCCACACCAGAAAUAUUUCAUGUAACUGUAGCAUUAAACGAAUAAUAAUAAUUACAAUAAUAAUAAUAAUAAAGUAAACAAAUAUUUACGAUGUGUAACCUAAA
Scaptodrosophila lebanonensis is the source of this 5796-nucleotide messenger RNA. RefSeq names its product liprin-alpha-1 (gene Liprin-alpha). Gene Ontology annotation, cellular component: presynaptic active zone. The record is from RefSeq and is a predicted model, not a curated record. The transcript has 16 exons. Gene Ontology annotation, biological process: synapse organization. Lineage: Eukaryota; Metazoa; Arthropoda; Insecta; Diptera; Drosophilidae. Gene Ontology annotation, molecular function: protein binding. Bases 204 to 3812 code for a protein of 1202 amino acids.